Messenger RNA from Alligator sinensis (Chinese alligator), 6557 nucleotides. RefSeq names its product stomatin like 3 (gene STOML3). Bases 3865 to 4797 code for a protein of 310 amino acids. The transcript is spliced from 6 exons. The record is from RefSeq and is a predicted model, not a curated record. Lineage: Eukaryota; Metazoa; Chordata; Crocodylia; Alligatoridae. Gene Ontology annotation, cellular component: plasma membrane.
CAUUCUGUAUUUGCACAUACAAUUAUUCUGUUCCAAAUGCAGAACUUUGCAUUUGUCCUUCUUGAAUUUCAUCUGAUUCAUUGAGCACAACAAGGUCUCCCAUUUGGUUGGCCUCUGGGUCCUGCAAUAAAAAUUUUAAGGUGUCUCAAAUUAACUUGAGUGAAGAAUUUGCCUUAGGGAAUAUUUGUAUUACAGUGCUACCUAGGGACUGUAAUCAAAAUUGGUUCCCAUUAUAGUGGACAGUGUACUAAGAUGGAGUAUGACAAAGUCCCUGACCUGAAGAGCUUACACUCUGCCUUUAUCAUCUGUUCCCUUUAUAAUCUCACUUUGUAAAUGGUGUCAUUCACUGUUGGGCUAUGUGCUGAUUGUUCCCAAGGAGAGCAAUGAACUGACUGAAAGGGCUUGGCCAAAUUCAUCCCUGUGGUAAAACCACAGAAGACAGUAGAGUUCCUUCAGAGAUGAAUGUGACCCAUUAGACUUUGUUUUUUGUAAACAGUCUGUCCUCACCAGGGCAACUAACCCCGGGAGAGCUCUCACACAAAUGAGAAUUUGUCCUUCUCUCGCUGUACUUUUCUUUUCCAAACCUUUGUGCUCUUUGAAAGUGUAUCUGCCUGUGAUAAGAAUUUCCCUAGAAUGAGAUGGAUUCUAAGACAAAUACACCUAGGAAAGAGAGCGCGGAGAAUCUAGUUGGUAAGCCCUCUUUUCAGUCUUACUUUUAAUAAAUAACAAACCCGUAUGUGUGAAAUUAAAUGUGGUCAAAAGCUUUGGGUUGAUUCCUUGGAGAUUAAAAUCCUAAAUCUCCAUGGGCAGCAAAAAUGCCAUCCUACUUAAACUGUCCUGCCAAUAUAUCCCAACCCUUACCUGAAAGCAGUGGGAUGUGCAACUUUCUCCGGUGGUCAAAAGGGCUAAUUUGGCCUGUCUACUGAGAUGUAUGUGCUGGGUGGGUAAAUAAGGGUAGAAGGAAUCAGGGCCUAAAUACGUGAAGGAUGAUUAAGGCUGAGAUACUGUAUGCCUUUUUCAGCAGCUGUAAAAUUCCUCUAUGAUUAAAACACAGUCCUAAUUCCCAAGGAGGGUCUCGUACUUGGAGCAGACAGUAAACCUACAUUUAUACAACCAUUGGCCAUUAUUUGUUAAUAUUGCAUUUGAUCAUCAGAGUGAGUAAGAUAAACAUGACAAAUGUCAGUCUUCAGAUUUAAUACCAGCGGAAAGCAGGGAGAUGGGGAUCGAGAAAAAAAUAAUCAGUUACUCAUUCCACAUGCCUCCAUCUUUACAGGAUAGACUCAGUACACUUCUGCUUGUCAUUCUUCUACUGCUGCUAAAAAGCAACAUUAAAAUUUGAUAUCCAAAAGAUUCUCAUCCACUCUGUGGCUCUAUUGACAUAGCCUGUUCUUCCAGGGAAGGAUUAUAGAUAGCAGUAGUUUAUUAGAUGUCCUUUAUGUUUUGCCUGUCUUCUCCACUAUCUCCUUGCCCAAUAGAUGAUUGCAGUGCACAUAUGAGUUUCUGAUACUGUUGCUGUGAUGGAUCUCUUAUUUGGUAUGGUGAAACCAGGUGGUAGAUCCAUAGGAUCCACUGUCAGGUCUUGCAGCUUGUUUUCUCAUAACCUCCACUGUUUAUCUGAUGGUGAAGCCCAAAGGUUUUCAGAGCUUUGGCCACUAAUUAGAAGGAGUUUCUGAAAUUAAUGAGACAUCUUGGGAGGUUUUGGAGAUCUUAGUCUGGGUUUAGUAUUAUAUACUUAAAUUAUUGUAUGCUGCUUCUUCUCAGAGUGAUAGUGGUAAGAUUUGCACAAAGAUGUCCAAACUGUUGGUGUUGACUUGCUCACAUCUCAGAUGAUUCUCUCAGCAGUAGUCAAUUGUACUAAUGUGCUUUGUAAAUGCACCACCUACCUUUACUGGCACACAAUACUCAGCUGCUGAGAAAAAAGCAAGAUGGCAGUCUGCAAAAAUGUGAGCAUUUGGUCCCAAAUCAGUCCCAGCUAGUGUGUUUCUAGUCAUCUAUUGGUGAUGUGUGAGGCUUUCCAGAAUCACUUUGAAAUAUUUCAGGAAGCUCUCGUGCCUAAGUUUGGUAGGCAAAUAAAACACGUAUUGAUUCCCUGUUAAGGUCUGGCUGAACUAUUUCUAAUGCUGUCCACUCCAUAAUCUAUCCUGCUCUCUUUUACUUGAUAGAAGAGACAUUUAACCACUUGCCUGUCACUUAAUGUACCAGCUAUCACCUGACAGUUAAUGGAAAAACUUACCAGACCACAGAGCGCCACCCUCAAACUUACUGUGCUGCUCCACAGUGGAAUGAUAAUGCUAAUUAGUUUGCCAGCAGCACAGUACAAAUGUGGCCAUAAUCUUCUGGUUAAGGAAGUAGCUCGUGUGGACCCGGUAGAAGUUUGCAGUUAGAUCUGUCCUAAUAGGGCAGUAGCUGGAGUGAAGAAGCGACAAGUUUUCAGCACUAACCCCCAAAGCUUCUGUCCUGCCCUCACACACAUAUAUUCUCUUGAGGUUUGCAUGGUUAUUUCCUUAGAGGAACUGUCUGAGUAAUCUGUUCUAGCAAUGGUGAGGGGACAUAAUAUUUUACUAGUCACCAGCUUGCACCUAGCUGUGAUUGUGGAUCUAAAUGUCUUUUUCCAUUGAAAUGGGUGAAAACCAAAGUCAAGAGGCUUUAGCAGGAAAGGCAGGACAUUCAGAACAAAGCCUGACACUUGGUCCUCUUGGGUCCAGAUCUUUCAACCUGUGAGUUAAUAAGUCUGUGGCAAGGAUAUCAGAAACUUGGCUCAUACAGCAGUCAAGCACAGCAGGCCCCUUUCCUCAUAGACAGUAGUGCAGGGGGAGGUGUUUUGAAAAAGUUAAGUCUUCUUGCCAGGGCGAAGCACAAGCAGAACACAUGGGCAGGGAAAACAUUUUAGUUCUUGCAUGGGUGACAGCCCUGCCCUGACCAUGUCCAGAUCACAAUAGAAGGCAGGGUUGGAGCAGGGGUCCAGGCACUUGGAUUCUGAAGAUGCUUCCUUCCUGGACCUCUGGGACUUCACGCAAAUCCUUAGGUAAAUGUUCCCUGUGAAUGCAGGGGACUAGAUCUGAGUCCUUCAAGUCUUAUAUUUCCCUCUGACAGCUGCAGUGGGGUGCAGAGGGAAGGGUUGGAGGUGGCAGCUACUUUCAGCUUCACUCAUUCUCAGUAGGAGGCCAGCAAAAAUCACAUUCUGCCACCAUAAUCUGCUCCAAAAAUUUCUUCUAAGGCAGCCUUCCCCCAAAGACAGCCGCUCCCUUCUGCUGCCCUUGUUCCUUUUACUUAUGCCCCAGCUGCUCUCCCAGUCUAAAAGGCCUUUGCCCUUCAGGAACUUGUACACAUGAUUCGACUGAACUGUUCCAUUCAUUGUUCUUCACAGCUGUUCCUGUGAAAAGUGCUACAACUCCAGCAUCUUCUUUCAUCUUAAAAGAAGAACAGCUUCUUGGUCCUCUCUCCCCUCCCAAAAAUUACUUUUGAUGGCUGGGCAGGUGCCGGGGUAUGGUGUCAGAGUAGUUAAGGUGUCCUGCUAUGGCUUUAGAAGUCAUGAGCUCAUAGUCUUAUUCCAGGCUUAUACCAAAUGCCACCCCCAAACACUGUAUCUGUCCUCCCACUCUUGAUCCACCUCUCAAUGAGCAAUGGGUCAUUUACGCUGAGGAGUCAGUAGUGCUAGAUACAUCACUUCUUUGUGUCCGUUGGCCAUUGAAACUGGUGUGUUUUAACCACUCUACCCAAUGGGCUGUUUAGCUUGAGUAGAGCCGUGGCUUUGAUCUGGGCAGUGGGGGGUCUCCGGGCACUACCAGAACCCCUCAGUCAAUAAGAAUGUGCUGAGGGAAGGAAGCAGAACUGGGCAUAGCGAGCAGAACAGCAGAGAGCUCUAUGCUUCUUCCACUAAAAUGUACUGGAAGGCUUUAUUUGUCUUCCACAGGCAGAGCUAUUUUGUUGCUCUGCCAAAUAUUUGACUAUAAGCCCAAGAGCCUGACCGGAUUUCUCUCUUUGUGUUCUAUAGCCGAUAGAAAGGAAGGAAUUGGUGUCUGUGGUUGGAUCCUGGUUUCCCUUUCUUUCCUCUUUGUGGUUCUAACGUUCCCUUUCUCCAUCUGGGCGUGUGUCAAGAUCAUCAAAGAAUACGAACGUGCGGUUGUAUUUAGGCUGGGACGCAUAUUGCCUAAAAAAGCCAAGAGUCCGGGUCUGCUUUUGGUACUUCCAUGUACAGAUGUUUUUACCAAGGUGGAUCUGAGAACUGUUACCUGGAACAUUCCCCCACAAGAGAUCCUCACAAAAGAUUCUGUAACUACCCAAGUUGAUGGAGUGGUCUACUACCGAAUCUACAGUGCUAUUAGUUCAGUGGCUAAUGUCUCUAAUGUCCAUUUGGCAACUUACCUGCUGGCACAGACAACUUUGAGAAAUGUUCUAGGUACACAAAGCUUGUCACAGAUCCUGUCCAGUAGGGAAGAGAUUGCCCAUAAUAUUCAGGCUAUGCUGGAUAGUGCCACUCAUAAAUGGGGAAUCAAAGUUGCACGUGUGGAAAUCAAAGAUGUCAGGAUCCCUAUGGAGAUGCAGAGAGCUAUGGCAGCUGAAGCAGAAGCAACACGAGAGGCUAGAGCUAAGGUUGUAGCAGCUGAAGGAGAAAUGAAUGCUUCAAAGGCACUCAAACAGGCCUCCACGGUGCUGGUUGAAUCUCCAGUAGCACUUCAACUGCGCUACCUACAGACCUUAGCCACAAUGGCAACUGAGAAGAAUUCCACCAUUGUCUUCCCUCUCCCUAUUAAUAUGGUGCCUGGUUUGUAUAAGAAUAAUGGAGAAAAAAAAUAGGUAGCAACUGAAUACAUGUCUUUACUGCAUCAGAGGGAAUGAAGGAGUGUCACCAGGAAAACAUGUUCUUCCCAUCUGCUUUUGCUACAUCUAUGACACAGCAUUCAGAGCAGAAUUGAGUGAACAAAGCAUAUAUUCAUGGUAACACUCCCUACAGCUGUCCAACAUGGUCUAGACAUAGUGAGACCCUUUUAUACUUUUUCCUUAUCAAGAGGUGUUUCAAGCAGUUGCAAAAGUUCAGAGUUAAAGUAGAGAAGCUACUUUGAUAGCGCACAUCAAAAAGUGGUUAGCUAAACUGAGAUGGGAACAUGAAAUCUGAAUGUCUUGAAAUAUGAUUGUGGUUCCCAAGUAAGGCAUCCAGCUCUAGUGACUUAGGCUCAUCUUGAAGGGAAAAAGGAGAAAUCUUUGUCAGGCUGUAGGUUAAACUUUAAAUUAGGCUGUCACUUCUGAUGACACUUCCUUUUACAGAGAAUGGAUUCAGUAGUCUGGCAGGUAUUUUGUGGUUGGUCUGCUAAACAGGAGCCUUCCUAUAAGAGAUAAUAAAAUCAUUUCAUACAGAAUAUGGGCCCAAUUCUAUUCUGUUAGGGCUGUGUAAAUCUGUAGCAACUCCAUUUAAAUAACCAAAGUAACAGAAAGGAGCUGGGUCAUUAACAUUAGAAAGAUUAUUUGAUGACUGUGUAUAGAAGUACCAGGUGAUCUGUAAAUGGCUGUAACAAUAAUGGGCCUGGCUCUGAUUUCAUACUGGUGUAAAUUAACUGUACCCCCAUUUAUUUUAAUGGAGUGUUACCCUUUUGUAGAACCAAUGUAAAUGAGAAUCAGGCCACUGUGUUUUAUAUGCUCGCUGCAAUGUAAUCCAAAUGUAUCUCAGCUCUGUAAAAGGAAGAGAAUGUAUGCCCAGUGGCCACACUUAUAUUCCUCAAACUGAACUCACCUUCAGAAAUGUGAAACAAUUGCCAUGAUGGCAACACAACCACGUGGUAUUGAACAUCUACCCAUGUUAAUAUACGUCUUCCUCUUCCCCCAUAACUAGUCCUUUGCAUUCCUCCCCACAUAAGCAAACAUUUUGUGAAAUGUCUCUUUUCACUACCACAUUUUAUUGGAUAGUGAAAGAGUUGACACGCAUGUAUCGUCAUUGGAAUAUGAAUCUUACAGCCUUUGAAAUGCACAACAGUUUGCACCUGCCCAAAGAUGCUGUUGCAGACAUUUCAUAUAGUCAAAUGUGUUUUCUUGAGUUAGGGUCAAGCCAAAUCUACACUGCAAAAUUCCACUUUGCUCCACUGUCCAGUCAUAUGAAUAAAUUUCAUCCAGAGAACAUAAAUGUCAGUGGUUUUCAAACUGUGUUCUGUGGAACUCUGGGUUCUGCAAAGAGAUUGCGGUAAUAUCAGAGCAGGCCAGGAGGCAGUGCACCACCAUUGUGGGGCCAGGUCACUUAGCUCCAUGUCCAUUUUUAGGAUAGGGUUAGGGGUGCCACAACAGCAGAAGUGAUAUAAAAGGGUUCUGUGACUUUAGGAAGUCUGAAAACCACUGAUAUUAUGUGAUUCAAAGAAACUCACAAAAAAAAGGCAAAAUAGGUUCUGUUAUGGUUCCUAAAACUUUAAUGGCUUAUGGGACAUAAAAGAAAAGGGAAAUAAGGAUUAGUUGCAUUAAUGGGUGUAUAGGCAGUCCUCGGACUUACAACACAAUUGGUUCCUGAAAACCGCGUCUUAAGUCGAAAUGUUGUAACUCAAAACUGAUUUUCCCAUAGGAAACAAUGUUAUAAA